This is a messenger RNA of Prorocentrum cordatum, 1078 nucleotides long. Lineage: Eukaryota; Dinophyceae; Prorocentrales; Prorocentraceae. The record is from the annotation of a GenBank genome assembly.
AUGUUUUUCUUCCUGAGCGACCUGGGCUCCAACCACGGCACCGUGCUGGACGGCACGAGGCUGGAGGCGCACGCGCUGGUGCGGUUGUGCCAGGGCUCCGCCAUCAGCUUCGGGGCCUCGAGCCGGUUCUACGUCUACAGGGAGCCCUCCCUGCAGCUCAGCGGCGUCGGCAGGCUGCAGUUCUGCCGGGCGCCGCGGGGCCCCCUCUCCUGCCAGGCCGCCGCAGUGCCCGCAGAGGGGCGAACAGCUGCGGAGCCGAGGGGUCCCUCGGCCGCGAGCUCCAGCUCCUCCCGGGGAGCCAGGCGGACCCAGCCAGACAGGGAGCAGAGGACCGAGACGCAGCAGAAAGAGCAGAAGAAGGAGCAAGACGAGAAGCCAGCACCGCCACGCGGCGCCACAGAGAGGACGCCCUCGGUGUCGAGUUCCAGGUCCUCCUCCUCCGAUAGCAGUGCUAGGAAGGGUGAGGCUCACAAGCCCGGCAGGGAUGCGCAGAAGCGCACCCCGAAGGGCAAGGCCGGGGUCAAGCUGCAGCUGGCGAAGAAGAGCAUGAAGAGCAAGCCGGCGAGCGACAAGAAGAGGGGGCCCGAGAGGGAGAAGGCCGGCGGGGAGAGCGAGAAGCACAAGUCUGGGGAGAAGGGGAGCGCCCGCCGCCGCGCGCAGGGAGACGAGUCCGAAAGCGAGUCCGAGAAGCGUCCGGAGCAGCAGCUCAAGAAAGUGCGGAAGGAUGUUCGAGAGCCGUCUUCGUCUUCGUCCUGCACGAAGAGCUCCACCCAGAAGGGGCAGGCGGGCAAGGAGCGGAGGAAGAAGCCGUCCACUGCGAGCUCGGCCUCGUCGUCGUCUUCGGCCACGAGGGCAAAGAAGAAGGUGUGCGGCCUUCGGAACGGCUGGGGACGACCGGUCGAAGGCGAAGGCCAGCCCGCGUCGCAGGGCGGAGCUGGGCCGGCCGCGCGGAGAAGAGAAGGACCCCGGCCGCGCAGACGACGGGCCUGGUGGAGUGGCUCUGACGCGCAGCGCGCCGGGGGGCUCCCGCGCAGUGGCUCUGACGCGCAGCGCGCCGUGGCCGUGCUCUCGCGGUGAA